This is a messenger RNA of Penicillium chermesinum, 627 nucleotides long. Its product is annotated as Spa2 homology (SHD) of GIT. Gene Ontology annotation, cellular component: cell cortex of growing cell tip; actomyosin contractile ring. The transcript has a single exon. Gene Ontology annotation, molecular function: protein binding; MAP kinase scaffold activity. The record is from RefSeq and is a predicted model, not a curated record. Lineage: Eukaryota; Fungi; Ascomycota; Eurotiomycetes; Eurotiales; Aspergillaceae. Bases 1 to 627 code for a protein of 208 amino acids.
AUGGGGGCCUCACAGCCCAGCAGCGGCAACCCGUCGCCACCGAACUCCGUAACCGCCAGAUCCAGCGUUGGCACCCUGGGCGGAGACGAACGCGACGGCGGUCGACGCCGCAGACAAAUGGAGGAGAUUCUGGCCCAGCAUUACGGUGCUCUGAAGCGGUUUCUAAACGCCGCGAACCGCAACGACCAGAAUGCUAGCCGCUCUAACAAGGCUCGCGACAAGCUGCUGCGACUCUCACCCACCCAGUUCCACGAACUCAGUACCGAUGUCUACGAUGAGUUGAUCCGUCGCCAGAAGGCCAAUCCCCCCCCCCAGGCCGUCCGCCUCGUCCCGAUGUUCCUCCUUUCCUCCCUCCUCGACCGGAUUUCCACGAAAAGCGUAACCAGGCUCGCUCGAAGCUCGCUUCGCUUCAACAUGGUCGUUUCCGUGACUUGGCGACGGAUGUAUACUGUGAGCUGGAGCGCCGGUUUCCUCAAUUUACGGGCCGUCGUCCCCCGAAUAUGCCUCCGGAUGGUCGCCGUUCGCAGUCUCGGGGCCCUCCAAGGAAUCGUGGCUAUCCAUCUGGACCCCCCGGCAGCCCUUUCCCACCGCGACAAGGGUCCCUUGGCGGAGCUCCUCCCGGAAUGA